This is a messenger RNA of Centruroides sculpturatus (bark scorpion), 1220 nucleotides long. RefSeq names its product probable 2-oxoglutarate dehydrogenase E1 component DHKTD1, mitochondrial. The transcript has 4 exons. The record is from RefSeq and is a predicted model, not a curated record. Gene Ontology annotation, molecular function: oxoglutarate dehydrogenase (succinyl-transferring) activity; thiamine pyrophosphate binding. Gene Ontology annotation, biological process: tricarboxylic acid cycle. Lineage: Eukaryota; Metazoa; Arthropoda; Arachnida; Scorpiones; Buthidae. Bases 547 to 981 code for a protein of 144 amino acids.
CGUACUAGUAAAUGGAAAAAUUUAUAUUAUAAUAAACCAAGGACAUUGAGGCAUAUAAGUUUACUAAAGUAUUUUCAUUGGCAUGUUGAAGCCAAAAAAAAUAUAUACAAAUAUAUUUUAUUGAAAAAUGCUAUUGGUUCUAAAUAAUUUUGAUUACCAAAUUUAAGGAAUGUGAACUCAACAUGCAAAGACAUAAGAUGUUGCUAUUGAAUUAAUAUUAAAAAUUCUCUGUCAGCAUGCAACAAAGGAUUUCUAAUAUUCUUCAUGAAUGCAUUCAAAACAGACUUGUAUACUAAUUACUAAUGUGUAGGUCUUUUAUUUGAAAAUGUUCUUUGUGAUCUUAAUUUUUCAAGGAACACUUUACAAAACAUUAACCUGAAAUCAAUAUGAAAUUAAAGUUUUGAAAAAUGAGUAACCAGUUAUAUUUUUGACUUGUAGACUAAAAAUGAUUUAAGAAUAUUUUAGAAGAAAACAACUCUAAUAAUACAUUAAAUUAUAGCCAGCUCGGUUGAUUUGGAAUAUAAAGGGAAACACGUCCACGUUACCAUGCUUCCUAAUCCAUCACAUUUAGAGGCUGUUUCUCCUGUAGUCUGUGGUAAAGCAAGAGGGAGAUUAUUAUCAUUAAAAUGUGGAGAUUAUUUAGAAGGUAAAGAUAAAAUACCUGUGUAUAGUGUACUUCCAGUUCAAGUGCAUGGCGAUGCUUCAUUUACAGGACAGGGCAUCAUCAUGGAAACAUUAGCCAUGUCAAACAUUCCUCAUUUCAAUGUUGGCGGUUCGAUACAUAUCAUUAUUAAUAAUCAGUUAGGUUACACUACACCAGGAGAAAGGGGCAGAUCUUCUUUAUACUGUAGUGAUAUUAUGAAAAUGAUAGCGGCUCCCGUCAUCCACGUCAAUGGUGAUUAUCCUGAAGUUAGUUCGGUUUUGAUAUUCUUUUAUUUUAGAAGGCAAUUUUUAUUGAAUAUAAAAUUAGCAAAGCUAUAAGGAAUAGAUGAAUAGUUCUCAUAAAUUAUAUGAUGUUAAUUUCUAUGCAAAAAUAAUUGUUAAAUAAUUUAAAAUAUAAUUGUGUAACGUAUUAAACUUAAAAGCUAUUUUUAAAAUGUUGAAGUUUAAUAUAUGUAAUAUGAGGGAAAGUCAGCAAGAAAGCAGAAUAGUUGUUAUGGAAGUAAUAGGUUUUCAGUAUGUAUCAUUAGGUAGUAGCACAGUCUAAGUAGACAGAUGCA